AAAUCAAAUACUUCACCACCUCAAAUAACAGACAACAAAAAACCUCACAUUGACAAUCUCAAACAAGUUUUGUACUUCAAAAAAUGGCCAAAUUAUUAUACACAUUUAGACCAGACACAACAAGUUUAUCUUGUCUGUCAUCACACCGUAAAUUUCAAAAUACCAAAUUCUUAAAACCAACAUCGCCACCAUCUUUACUAAAUUCCUUUAAUGGGUUUUCCAAGAUUUGUUGUAACAUUAAAGAAAAAUCAAAUCUUGCUGAAAAUGAGAGGAUUUUUCCUGUAGUUAGAGUUGAUGAUGAUGAAUUAUUGGAAGAAAAUGUAAAUGGAAUUGGGAAAUUAGGGUUUCGAAAUAUGAAUAAUUGGCCACCUUGGAGAAAUGUUCCCCAAAGAUAUAAACUUAUUGGUACUACUUCACUUGCUUUUGUUAUCUGUAACAUGGAUAAGGUAAAUUUGAGUAUUGCAAUUAUACCAAUGUCACAUCAGUUUGGAUGGAGUUCAUCAGUAGCAGGAUUAGUACAGUCAUCGUUCUUUUGGGGGUAUGCCAUGAGCCAGUUGCCAGGCGGAUGGCUUUCGAAAAUAUUUGGUGGGAGGGUAAUUCUUCAGUUUGGCGUUCUUGCUUGGUCGCUUGCCACAGCACUUGUUCCUCUUGUUGCUGGUUUUAUGCCUGGACUUGUGUUUACACGGAUUCUAGUUGGAAUUGGAGAAGGAGUAUCGCCUUCGGCUGCCACGGAUCUGAUUGCCAGGCUAAUUCCCUUGGAAGAACGCUCACGCGCAGUGUCAUUUGUAUUUGGUGGUUUAAGUGUUGGAAGCGUCUUGGGGCUUCUUUUGGCUCCUCCAUUGAUUGAAAGUUUUGGCUGGGAAUCCGUAUUCUACAUGUUUGGAUUGUUCGGAAUUGUGUGGUUCCUGGGGUUCCAAUUUGUCGCAGAAGACCAACCUUCAUCCAACUCUACACAGUCAUCAAGGUCUCAGUCAAUUACUAAGACAAAAUCAUGGGAAACUUCUAUGGAGGAAUUUGGUGGCUCACUAAAUGUACCAUGGAAGUCUUUUUUUCAAAGUAAAGCUGUAUGGGCGAUGAUAUAUGCUCAUUUUUGUGGCAGUUGGGGUCAUUAUUGCUGUUUGUCCUGGCUUCCUACUUAUUUCAGUGAGGAACUUGACCUGAAUUUAACAGAAGCUGCUUGGGUUUCCGUCCUUCCACCCCUAGCUUCAGUUAUUGUCACCAGUCUUGCAUCACAGUUUGCAGACAGCUUAAUCUCCAGUGGAGUCGAAACAACUGUGGUGCGCAAGAUAUGCCAAACAAUUGCAUUUUUGUCUCCUGCUGCAUGUAUGAUUCUAUCAUCUGUUGACUUGGGUUUGCCCCCAUGGGAAGUUGUCACUAUCCUUACCGGUGGUUUAGCUCUUUCCAGCUUUGCCUUAUCAGGACUUUAUUGUACGCAUCAAGAUAUUUCACCUGAAUAUGCAAGCAUACUUUUGGGCAUUACGAAUACGGUAGGGGCUGUUCCUGGAAUUGUAGGUGUUGCUCUCACCGGAUAUCUUCUAGAUUCAACACAUUCAUGGAGUCUGUCACUCUUUGCACCUUCAAUAUUCUUCUACCUCACUGGUACUGUCAUAUGGUUAGCAUUUGCAAGCAGUAAGCCUCAAACUUUCAAGAAGAUAGAUUAAAGAAAAAGAUUUCUAUUGACUACCACUAACUUGGACCCCUUCAGCAAUUUUGAAUGGAAGGUGACCAACUUUCUCUAACCAAAACUGUUGUAUGUAUAUGAAUUCAUAGCUUAAAAAGAGAACAUUUAUAUCCCUACAGUAUGUAUGGAUCCUUGUAUAUGUUACAUUUUUGAAGAGCUUUAGUUAAUAGUUAUAAAAGUUCAAAUAUGUAAUUAUUGGUGA
This is a messenger RNA of Erigeron canadensis, 1883 nucleotides long. Its product is annotated as probable anion transporter 6, chloroplastic. The transcript is spliced from 15 exons. Lineage: Eukaryota; Viridiplantae; Streptophyta; Magnoliopsida; Asterales; Asteraceae. The record is from RefSeq and is a predicted model, not a curated record. Gene Ontology annotation, molecular function: transmembrane transporter activity. The coding region runs from base 84 to 1661 and encodes 525 amino acids. Gene Ontology annotation, biological process: transmembrane transport.